ACCCGAUUGUGCUGCUGCUCCUGCCGCCCCGCCGUCACCGUCAGGGAUGCUGAAAUCUAUUUAAGACCGCGCGGCCACCGGGAAAUGGCUCAGUUCAACGUUCCAUUUCGGCCGAGGAUGAUCGCGUUGCUAUCCUCGUCAUGCGCGUGUGUGAUUGUGUAAAUUGUGUGUGUGGAAAAUUCAAAUUUACAUGCUAAGGAUCCACAGCAGGCUUAUCGGCUAAACCUACGCCACCAAGCUCGAUCGAUCAGGCCCAAAAAAACCUCUAAUGAUCAACGGUGAUCGGUGGGCGUUCGGUCGGUGGUGGUAUUGUGCCGGGCCUGCUUUGAUCCGGUGUGACCAAACCGUUGCCCUGGACAGAUAAUGAACCUUUCGCAGUGUUGAUGUUGCUGUUGGUGUGCUAGAGAUUCAUUUAAAAAAAAAAAAAAUUGUGAAACCAAAUUGUAACCACGUGUGCUUGUGUGUGUGUGCAUUGCAAAACUUCCAGCAGCCAACGGAUAGCAAUAAGGAUAUCAGUUUGUUUCUCCCAUCACAACGUUAUUAUUAGCAGACAAGUGACAUGCUGGUGCAGUAUGCGAUAAGUGGACUGCUACUGAUGGUGGCACAAUGCGUUCGGGAAAUCAAUGGCGAAUAUCAAACCAGCCUCACGUUCAACGAUAUCCUGCCGGAGGACCCGAAGCUGUACGACAAGAUGCGCCCGCCGAAGAAGGACGGCCAGCCGACGAUCGUGUUCUUCCACGUGACCGUCAUGGGGCUGGAUUCGAUCGAUGAAAACUCGAUGACGUACGCGGCGGACAUCUUUUUCGCCCAGACGUGGAAGGACCACCGGUUGCGGCUGCCGGAAAACAUGACGUCCGAGUACCGGCUGCUCGAGGUGGACUGGCUGAAGAACAUGUGGCGGCCGGACUCGUUCUUCAAGAAUGCCAAAUCCGUCACCUUCCAGACGAUGACCAUCCCGAACCACUACAUGUGGCUGUACAAGGACAAAACGAUCCUGUACAUGGUGAAGCUGACGCUGAAGCUGUCCUGCGCGAUGAACUUCCUGAUCUACCCGCACGACACGCAGGAGUGCAAGCUGCAGAUGGAAAGCCUUUCCCACACGACCGACGAUUUGGUGUUCCAGUGGGAUUUGGAGGUGCCGCUGGUGGUGGAUGCGCACAUCGAGCUGCCCCAGCUGGCGCUGGUCAAGAACUAUACGGCCGACUGCACCCAGGUGUACUCGACCGGGAACUUCACCUGUCUGGAGGUGGUGUUUGUGUUGAAGCGACGCCUCGGCUACUAUCUGUUCCACACCUACAUUCCGACCUGUCUGAUCGUCAUCAUGUCGUGGGUUUCGUUCUGGAUCAAACCGGAGGCGGCCCCGGCCCGGGUUACGCUCGGCGUCACGUCCCUGCUAACGCUCAGCACGCAGCACGCCAAAUCGCAGGCCUCGCUGCCGCCCGUCUCCUACCUGAAGGCGGUCGACGCGUUCAUGUCCGUCUGUACCGUGUUCGUGUUUAUGGCGCUGAUGGAGUACUGUCUGGUGAACAUUGUGCUGGGCGAUUCGGAUCCACCGUCGCCGCCGAAACCGCACCCGCCCAAGAUGGACAAGUUUUUUGACUUUACCGCGAAAAACGGCAAGCGCAACAGCAAAUCGCACGAGCAUCCGCACGACAUACCGAUCACCACGUUCCAGCGGCAGGAAAGCACGCUGCUCCUGUCGCCCGUACCGCACAUCCAGACGAUACCGCCACCGCCGUGCAAACCGGCCUCGGCCAUACCGAAGCUGACGCCCGCCCAGAUGCGGCUCAAGCGGGCGAUCAACAUCGAUCGGUUUUCGCGCGUCUUUUUCCCCUUUCUCUUCACGCUGCUGAACGUUACGUACUGGAUCAUGUUUUACGAGUAUAUUUAAGUACGGGGUUUUGGCAGGUGUUUGCAAGGGGAGCGGGACGUUACUGGGGAGGUGGGUGCUAAAUGAUAGAUAUCCCGCAUGCCCUGCUUACUUAUUGAUAUGUUUAUUCGUAGCGAGAGAAAUGAUGCAUGACGGAUUGCUAACGAGAAAUGGUUAUAUUACACUAGAUAAAGACAAAAACACUUAGCUUAGAUUGUAGAAGCGCACAACGCGCACACCAGCGGAAAAAAAGAAAAGGAGAAGGAGAAACUUGUAAAUUAUAAAAUACACCGUACGCCUCCAUGCAAAAGGAUUUCAAAUAGUCAAACAGAAGCGGUAGAGUGGUUGCAUAAAGAUAAGAAAGUAGCAUCGAUAGGAAUGUAGGGACGAUGGGGCGAAACCAAACCACUCCAAACACCACUCUGGUGUUGGGUCACGCUCCCCGUUUGAGCUUAUGGGAGACCAGGUGUUGCCCGACCUCUCCGCCGCACCGACCAGCCGCGAAGGUAGCUGGUGCCUGGGUCCGCCGUGGAGACGAGCAGCAAUUCGAACUAAGCCCCGCUUCACUAACACCGCCAGGAACUCCGCCUUCGAGAUCCCUUUGGCAAAAGUUCGCGCCUCACAGCGACUGCCUUCCAGCUAGUUUCCCCAGGCUUUCGGGGGGCUAUGCAGAUGGAAGGGGAACCUUUACCGCAGAAACUCUCAAGAGGAGAAGCUCAAGGAGUAGAGAGUGAGCGAGCAGAGAUCGGAUUCGACUUCGCCUUUCUGCCUACUGGUGUCCGCCGAGGAUUACCACUGGAGGGGUCCAAUAGCGGAUCAAUAAGCUUUCGAAGAUUAUAUCGUUUCGGGAGUGAAAUAAUAUAUUGCGUUUCGUUUCUCUUGCUUAGCUCCUUUUGUUUAUUUUCAGUUAGGAAAGGGAUGAUUUUACAGCGUGUUUUUCUAGCGAUGGAUAACAUCCUUUUCUAGGAAAAAUAUUCUUCCUUAGGUGAGGCGAAAAAUAUAUUAGGAUCGAACGCGAUCCUCUACUACCGCGCCCUGGACACCUAUCUCUAACGCUAAAUUAUGUUUCUAAUUCUGUGUAGUGCAUACUAGGUUUUUAUUAGGAAAUUCCUGGCCUUAGUCGAAAAAUGUCCUGAUGAGGACGAAGGGAAAAUAUUUAUUCGAGGAUCGAACGCGAUCCUUUUUAAUAGUGUACCGCAUUCCUGCCGCAUGCACUACCUAGUACGCUCGGAUACUAGGCGCUUAGAACCAUAGAGGAUGCUCUAUUCUAAUUUACUUAUCUGCCUAUCGUACGCGCUACUACCACCAUCACAUACACAGCGCGUUCGCUCGCUUGUGCUCGCAUCUGAUAAGCCUGAGCGACAUCCUUCCCCUCGUAAUACAACCCGUUGGUUGGAUUACCUGUACCUUGGUGAAUGGCUUUCAAUUCUAUUGAUUACACCUGUUUGAUUUAGCAACGCUAGUUGUUCCAUUAUUAAACCCUUUUCUUUUCCUGCUAUGUAAGUUUAAUAUGUGUUCCUUCGCAGUGACAUCCAGCGACGCUACCUUUACCGCUGGACGUUUGAUUAUACCGCUGGCGGUCUGCACUGCUACCGAUCGUACUUGGUCGUCUGCAGCUCGAUGCACUUCAACUAUCCGCCCUUUUAGCCAUUUUCCCGGAGGCGCGUUGUCGUCUGAUAGUACCACGAUGUCAUCCACCGUCAAGGGUACCACUUUGCUCGUCCAUUUGUCUCUCUUAAGAAGCGUUGGUAAAUACUCCUUUUUCCAUUUGUCCCAGAAGAUUUUAGAGUGGUGUUGGACUAAUUUGUAUUGCUGACGUUCGAUGCUAGAGGUAGUCAGCGCCAUAGGUGGAAUUGCAGUACCACUCCUACCUAUCAAAAAAUGAAAAGGGGUUAAGAUCUCCUCUUCGUCUCUAGUGGUGGGUAUGUGUGUUAAUGGCCGUGAAUUCAAAAUGAAUUCAAUCUGAAGUAACGUAGCCAUUAACGUUUCUGGUGAGGGUUUCCUCAGCCUGUAUUCUUCCAUCAUCUGUCGAAGUCCCUUCUUUAUAGUCUGGAUCUGCCGUUCCCAGAUUCCGCCAAAGUGUGGAGCCGAUGGCGGGUUGAAAUGCCACUCAAUUUUGAACUGCAACGCUGCUUCCUUGCCCAUCCAGGCAUCUAUAUCCAUCAGUAGUUGACGUAGUUCUCGUUCUGCUCCGACGAAAUUCGUCCCGUUGUCGCUGUAAAGGUGGCUGACUUUUCCUCGUCGGUGCUGAAAGUUCUUUAGACAGACUAGGAAGCUGUCUGUAUCCAGCUUCUUUGCCAGCUCAAGGUGUACAGCUCGCGUUGACAUGCACAUGAAUAGUACACCCCAACGCUUCUCCGUCGAACGUUUUACAGCUACUUCUAACGGUCCAAAGUAGUCUACGCCGGUGUGCAGGAAUGGUGGGUUGUAUGGCGUAGCGCGAUAUUCUGGAAGCGGGGCCAUCAUCGGAGAAACUGGUUUCGCAGAGUGCAGGAUGCACCACUGGCAGCAUCGUUUUACGUUGUUUAGGACUGCUCUCACAUUGAUUAUCCAGAACUCUUGUCGUAAUUCGCCGAUCACAACAUUGUCCGCCUGAUGUAAUGUCCUCUCAUGAUAAUCACGAACAACAAGUUUGGUGAUUCGAUGUUUCUGAGGCAAGAUGAUUGGAGUUCUUGCUGAUGACGGCAUGGCCUGGAUUUUCUCCAAUCUGCUUCUGGAACGGAUGACACCUCUUUCAUCCAUAAAAGGAACUAACUUGUUUAGCGCACUUUCCCUUUUCACAUUUUGACCAUUUCCUAAAGCCUUGAUCUCUUCAGGAAAGCCAUGUGAUUGCGCCAUUUUAUAAAGAUAUGAUCGUGCUGCUUCUGCAUCCGACAUCUUGAUCGUCGGAUCAAAUGACCUUUUGUUGAUUAUGUACUGGACAAAUUUUCGAAGAAAUAUCGUGUGGCGAACCAGUCUUGUCCAGCUAGAAUAGUUUUCUACGGAUAUUAAUUCGCCUGAUUCUGACAUGGUCAAUACCAUCUCUUCUUGGGUCUCAUACUCUCGCUUUGACGUAGGCCAAUCAAACUCUGGUUUCAAUAAGAACUCGGGUCCAUACUUCCACAGAUUCUCGUUGUUCGUGAUUUUGGUUGCCGCGUCUGCAGGAUUUUCCUUACUUGGCACCCAACGCCACUGGUCCAUUGUCGUUGUUUCUAGAAUUUCACUCACACGAUGGGUUACAAAUUGUUGGUACUUCCGUUUUCUAUUUUUGAUCCACCCGAGGACAGUUUGGGAAUCACUCCAAAAUACGGACCGGUUAAUCUCAAUGCGAAGUUCCGCUAUCACUGUCUUCGCUAGUCGAGUUCCUAGUAGCGCUGCCUGUAGCUCAAGACGAGGAAUUGACAGCUGUUUAAUGGGUGCCACUCGCGCCUUUGCCGCAAGUAGAUGAUUUGUGAAGAUGUUGCCAUCAUAGCUUCUUGCGUAAACGCACGCGGCGAAGGCGUCUUUAGAUGCAUCGACGAACGUAUGGAUCUCCGUAAACAAGGCUGCUGCUGGUCUGAUGCACCGUGGUACGACGAAGUCACCGAUGUUGUUUAACUGCUUCAACCAACUACGCCAGGCGUCAGCUAGGUCUGACGGUAUUUGCUGGUCCCAAUCUUUUACUGCGAUGUGUAUUCCACGUAACUGUAUUCGUCCUUGAAUGGUGAUAUGGCUUAUCAAGCCUGCUGGGUCGUAGACGCUCAUUACCAAACUUACUGCUUCUCUCUUUGUUGGGUUUCGUUGUGAACGCAGCAAAUCGUUUCGUACAUGCAGUUUGUUGAGGUUGUAGCCGAAAACGUCUGACUUGGUGUUCCAAUACACCCCGAGAAUCUUUUCAUAGGGUCCGUUCUUUUCCUCAAACGAAACAAUGGUUUCACCGACCUGCCUUCUGUCUGCUGGAAUUGACUGUAGAAGCGUAUCCGAAUUACUUAUGAAGUUGCGGAUAUAAAACCCGGCAUGUUCGUGAACAUUGAUCACUUGAUUGGUUGUUUCUUGGGCAAUAGCGUCAGAGGUAAAACUAUCGAUGUAGUCAUCCACGUAGUGCUGGCUCACGAUGGCGUCGUAUGCCAAGGGGUGGGACGCCUUGUGACGAGAAGCGUUUUCGUUUUUUACGGCCUGAGCACACGCUGGAGAACAGGUAGCGCCAAACGUCAUUACUUGCAUAACAAAUAUUUCUGGUGUUUUCUGCUCGUUGCAUUCUCGCCAUAGUAUGCUUUGUGCGUAUUGGUCCUCCGAACGCACCUUCACCUGGUGAAACAUCUCUUUGAUGUCACCAGCAACUGCCGUGUUGCCUUCCCGAAAUCUCAAUAAUACUCCGAAGAGUGAUGUCGUUGCAUCGGGUCCUGCCAACAGUUGCGAAUUAAGAGAUAUUCCCUGCACUUUCGAUGCUGCGUCGAAGACUAUGCGAGGUUUUGGUUCUUGUUUGUUCGAGUUUGUCACAAUAAAGUGUGGCAAAUAGUACACUCGGGUAGGUGGUUUCAAUAGUUCUGCUGCCGUUAGCUUUCGCAAAUAACCCUUUGAGAUAUACUCCUUGAAUGUGCGCAACGCCCAUUCCUUUAGUUUGGGUUGUUUUUGCAGUUGCCCUUCUAGGCUCUGUAAUCUGCCUAGAGCGUUCCUAUAGCUGUCGGGGAAUUGAACUUCAUUCGUUCUCCAUAAAAGCCCAAUCUCGUACCUUCCGUUCUCGUACUUCAUCGUUUGUUUGAUGAUAUUGCAAGCUCUUUCAUGUUCUUCGCUGCAUACUUGUUUAGCUUCAAGCUUUACCCCAAAAUCUUCCGUAGAGAAGUAGUUUUUUAACAUUGUGUUCAUGCUUUCUUCUUCUUGCAUGAUCAUUACUCUUUCUGGAUCGUCACUGAGUACGUUUUCUUUUCCGAAUACUAACCAGCCAAGUUUAGUCUUUAUCCCGAUGGGCUGGUUGUCUAACCCUGUUUUCCGAUCAAGCGGAAGGAUUAGUUGGCUGUGGUUAAGGCCGAUUAGCAAGGUUGGUCUCACAUCUGCAAAGCUCUUCAGUGGAAUGCUUGAAAGAUGAGGAUAUUCUUUUUUAAGUCUUUCUGCAUUAAUGGUCUGCAUAGGAAGGUUCAAGUUCAUGAGCGUUCUUGCAUCAUCUAUGAAGUGUUCUACGUUGUUGCUUCCAGUUACGUUGAACUUUACUCUACGACUCUUCGAAUCACAAUUUUCUAUAUUGCCAGUCCACUUCAGUUUAAGGGGAUCGCAAUCUCCCUUUAGAUCCAGUUUUUUGGCUAUAUUUUCCUCUAAAAGUGUUAAUGAGGAACCUGGGUCAAGGAAUGCGUAUGUACUGACGGCUAAAGUCCCGUUUCGUAGGGUAACUGGCACUAUCUGAUAAUAUAUUUUUUGUUUCGCCCUUGAAACUUCGUCAUGUUGCAGAUGAUGAUAUGAUGUUUGGGCGUUGCUUUCACUAUAUGUGAUAGGAUGGUGCUCCCUUACAACUUCGUGGUGUUGAUUUACCGAUUGUGCUCUAUUUUCGUUAUGCAUUAAGGGGUGGUGCGGUCCCGUACACCCGUUCACACCACAGCCCUUCCAGAUUCUGCAAUCAGUAAGCUUAUGGUUCGUGAAGCGUAAACAGCCGUGACACAGACCAGCCCUUACUAUUGUCUUCCAUCUUUCGCUGAUCGUCUUCGCUUUGAACGUCUCACACUGUGGUAACGAAUGGUCGUUCGCGCAUUCCACACAGCGCAGCUUUGACUUGUUAUUUCGUUUUGGGAUUGCUUGAGGUUGCUUGCGUUCCAACUCACCUUCGUGGAUGCAAACAUGAUCUCGUCCCGCUGGUUUUAUUACGCGUCGAAUCUUUCGAGCAGCGAUUUUUAGCCAUUCAUUCACUUCAUUGAUCGUGGCAUCUCUUUCCGACUCUGCCACGUCGAACCACUGAAGCUGGUACGACAUCGGCAGUUUUGCCACAAUGUCAUCGAUGAGUCUUGCAUCGUUCAAAUAGUGAGUGCAAUUCAGAGCCGUUAUGUUGGUUACCAAAUUGUCUAUGGCGUCUGAAAGUUCUGGUAUUUUGGACGUAUUAUCAAUACGCACCUUCAGCACGUCUUUAACCAGAUCGCGAUACACCAAUUCUGGCCUGCCAAAGGACUCUUCUAAUCUAUCGAUGAUUGCUGGAACGUUCUGCGGAUCAAGCAUCAAAGGUUUCACGCUUUUCUCCGCUUCCCCUCGUAGGGAGCGCUGAAUUCUGUGCAAAUUCUCUAGCUGCGAGAAAUUUCCAUGUUUUGAUGUAUCCAGCAGCGUUUUUUUAAACAGCGGCCAAUCCUUAGGCUUCCCAUCAAAACUGGGUAGUGAGAGAAUGCUCUCCCUCUUUAUGAGCACCUCAAGCGCCUUUUCACCAUGGUUGGGCUCAAUCGCUGCAUUCUUUAGAGCUUUUACGAGCUCCUGUAUAAGCGACCGAUCGUUGUUGCCAGCCAUGGCCGGUUCUUCCAUUUUCGAAGUGCUCGGACGUAGAACGCACUUGAUACACAAAAAAGGUUCAUCCGGCGUUGGGGGUACGCUAAGCUUCGCGCACUCCAGGUGGAACCACCGGUCACAGUCGUCACACUGGACCAUAUGUUCCUUUUCUUCGUCCGGGUCGUGGCAUAAUCUACAUGCCCCUUUCUUGUUGUCCACGAAAAAUUCCUUCCUCGUGGUCGUUUUUAUGGGCGCCGUCGUGGUCGCCCUUUUAGAUACCGUCGUGGCCGUCUGGCUGGUAUCUUGCUUCGUAGCCAUUUCACCUGCUUCGUUGCGGGGUUGCCGAGUACCGCUGAUGUCGUCUGCCGGAAUUCUCGAUGAAAUGCGAUGGUCUGGCAGCGCCGUCCGUUGUAACACUGUCUGUGUUCAGGAUACGAUCAUCCACCAGCUCCCAUUCCUCCACCGGUCCGAUCACGCUAUCGGGUCUCGUACGAACCUCCUUGAUUCGCGGUACGUAUCCGCACGCCUAGAGUCGUCUUAAGCGUUUGGGAACUAACGGAUGCUAGUUCCUCUCUGGAGCCACCAAUGUUGCCCGACCUCUCCGCCGCACCGACCAGCCGCGAAGGUAGCUGGUGCCUGGGUCCGCCGUGGAGACGAGCAGCAAUUCGAACUAAGCCCCGCUUCACUAACACCGCCAGGAACUCCGCCUUCGAGAUCCCUUUGGCAAAAGUUCGCGCCUCACAGCGACUGCCUUCCAGCUAGUUUCCCCAGGCUUUCGGGGGGCUAUGCAGAUGGAAGGGGAACCUUUACCGCAGAAACUCUCAAGAGGAGAAGCUCAAGGAGUAGAGAGUGAGCGAGCAGAGAUCGGAUUCGACUUCGCCUUUCUGCCUACUGGUGUCCGCCGAGGAUUACCACUGGAGGGGUCCAAUAGCGGAUCAAUAAGCUUUCGAAGAUUAUAUCGUUUCGGGAGUGAAAUAAUAUAUUGCGUUUCGUUUCUCUUGCUUAGCUCCUUUUGUUUAUUUUCAGUUAGGAAAGGGAUGAUUUUACAGCGUGUUUUUCUAGCGAUGGAUAACAUCCUUUUCUAGGAAAAAUAUUCUUCCUUAGGUGAGGCGAAAAAUAUAUUAGGAUCGAACGCGAUCCUCUACUACCGCGCCCUGGACACCUAUCUCUAACGCUAAAUUAUGUUUCUAAUUCUGUGUAGUGCAUACUAGGUUUUUAUUAGGAAAUUCCUGGCCUUAGUCGAAAAAUGUCCUGAUGAGGACGAAGGGAAAAUAUUUAUUCGAGGAUCGAACGCGAUCCUUUUUAAUAGUGUACCGCAUUCCUGCCGCAUGCACUACCUAGUACGCUCGGAUACUAGGCGCUUAGAACCAUAGAGGAUGCUCUAUUCUAAUUUACUUAUCUGCCUAUCGUACGCGCUACUACCACCAUCACAUACACAGCGCGUUCGCUCGCUUGUGCUCGCAUCUGAUAAGCCUGAGCGACACCAGGCGACUCCUUCAAUCCAAAGUCACCGCGCGGGAUAACUGGACAUAAGAUGACAAAUAUUAAGCCUACAGAUAAGACGCUCUAGUGUGUUUCAUUAGUAUAUUAGUGCCGUGCAAUUGUUACACUUUAAGCAGCUCCAAUUGUCCAAUGACGCCAUUAAUAAUGUAUUGUUACGAAUAGAAUCUGAAGUUACACACACACACCAACACUCACACCUAGUUUGUAUUAAUUUGUGUUUUUUUCCUCUUUCCGAUAGGUAACUAGUGUCACUGUAUUGCAUUGUUUACAGUAUAGCGGUUACAGCCGAGGCGUUGUACAAAGGGUGCAAAAUUAGGCAAAAAAUAAAGAUAUGAAACGCAAGCUAAGAAUAGUACUUACCGGCAGUUAAAUUUUAAGAGUAGUAAAAACCCAUCUGACGCUACUAUCUUAAUAUGUUUCUCAAUAAAGUAAGAAGAAAAAAAAUACACACACACACGCACGCACACACUCAAUUUGGCCUGUUUAAAGAUAGCUAUGUUUUUUUGUGCAAUUUGCCGCACAAAUGAUUGUUUUCUGUUUAAAUUUCAUUUCAGUAAAAAACGGUUAU
Messenger RNA from Anopheles merus, 10355 nucleotides. Its product is annotated as glycine receptor subunit alpha-3-like. Gene Ontology annotation, molecular function: extracellular ligand-gated monoatomic ion channel activity; neurotransmitter receptor activity; transmembrane signaling receptor activity. The transcript has 5 exons. Lineage: Eukaryota; Metazoa; Arthropoda; Insecta; Diptera; Culicidae. Gene Ontology annotation, biological process: chemical synaptic transmission; nervous system process; chloride transmembrane transport. The record is from RefSeq and is a predicted model, not a curated record. Gene Ontology annotation, cellular component: neuron projection; membrane; synapse. Bases 560 to 1891 code for a protein of 443 amino acids.